This is a messenger RNA of Tribolium madens (black flour beetle), 2983 nucleotides long. RefSeq names its product integrator complex subunit 5 (gene omd). The transcript has 10 exons. Gene Ontology annotation, cellular component: integrator complex. The record is from RefSeq and is a predicted model, not a curated record. Lineage: Eukaryota; Metazoa; Arthropoda; Insecta; Coleoptera; Tenebrionidae. Gene Ontology annotation, biological process: snRNA 3'-end processing. Bases 142 to 2970 code for a protein of 942 amino acids.
GAAUAUUUUAGGUUAAAAAAUCAAAUUUGAAAAUUUGCGCUAGCGCCCUCUGGACUAUUUAGCCAGAGCCUAACCUCAAAAAUGUUGCAAAAAAUAAUUGUAAUUUAUUAAUGUAUUGUUGGUCGGAAAGUGUAAUCAUAAAUGUUGUCACACGCCACUGUAAUUCGUAAUGCCCCCCAACAAGACUUACUAAACGAGUUGCACACGUUCAUCAAGGGGGCCCUUAAAAAGGAAAGAUGCAACUUACUAGAUCUCACAAAAACAGCUUUAAGGCUCUUUAAAAACAUACCAGCGGCUCGCACAGCUUUAUUUGAGUAUUUCAGUAACGUCUUCAGUGAAGCUGCUUCUAAUUAUAUUCAAGCUGUAGAGAAUGAAAUCAAGACGGGUGAAGUUGCAACACAAUCAGAAACCGACGAAGCAGUUGUUUCUGAAAUUCACACAGUUUUGAGCAACUUCAUAAGUGAUAACCCUACAGCAUGGGCCCCUAUCGUGAGCACCUGGUCUUUGGACCUGCUAGGAGAAGUGUCUACAAAAUUCGCAGGGCGAGCGCACAUCUCUACGAAUUUAAAUGAAACUCUUCAACUGUGGAUGAACUGCAGAGCCACCAAAAUCCUGGUUGAUAUAAACACGAAAUGUCUCUCAAGUCUCAUGCACUCAGACACCGAAUCUUGUAUCAAUGCGCUUUUGGACACCUCAGUGAAACAUUCGCCUAAUUUUGAUUGGGUUGUGGCUCAUGUCGGGAGCUGUUUUCCCUAUACUGUCAUCACGCGAGUCUUAUCUUGUGGUCUGAAAGACUUUUGUCAGAUUAAAUCUUAUGAACAGGGGAGUAAUUCGCCAAAAUUGCGCUCGGUUGUGGGGAUUUUGGGGCACUUGGCUGGAAGUCACAGCAAGGACAUUAGAUCAGCUAUUUUGGAGAUGUUUCAAUGGAGCAUUAAACAGGAGAGUCAAGAUAGUGACGCAAAUAAAUUACAGAAGAAAGCUACAGUGCCUUUCAUAUUGCAGUUGUCUUUUUUGUCUUCAACGUUGUUUUCGUCCAUUUGUAACGACAUGAAGCACAUACUUUCAGUUGACACAAUUUACAAACUGUGCUCUUUUAUUGAAGACUGGUGCCGGUAUUUUGGUUCAAAUGAAAUUUUGGAAGACCUUUUACUAACUCUAAUACUAAGCUGUGAUAAUGGCGGUAUUCAGAUUAUCAAUUUAUUACUAGAUUGCAUAUCAAUUGAUUCCAAUCCAAGCGACGCAACAACGCAAGCAAUUAAAGAAAAAUCACUUGAAAUAUUGCAAAAUGUGAUCUACAGAAUUGACGAAAAUGUCCGUAAUGACAAACAAAUCGAAUUGCUGAKUUCCUGUUCACACGACUUGGACGAAYUCCACAAYAARCUUCUAAAUGCGAAAGAAAUUAGAUCGCAAGUUGCUGCCCAAAUAGUGAUUUUUUUGGGUCACAACAACCCUUCAUUGUUAGUUCGUUCAGUGAACUUUAUGUUUCAAAAUUCCAAGACUUCCGAACACUUGAGUUUAUUGGUCAAAAUUUUAACACACGAGCUUGUGAACAAGACUAGUUGGCCGUAUACCGAAAAAAAGGGCUAUUUUUCUGUCGUACUUGAGCAGAUUUUGAGCAGGAAUGUGCGAAAAAAUCAGGACAUGGGUCGGACUUGGGACAAUUUAUUGACGUUGUUAAAGUGGGAAAAAAGUGGCCGAGUUUCGAUAUUAAACUCCCACAUUAUAUCAAAAGCAAUUUUAACUAAUUUAGUCAAGUUGACCUCGAUAUUUGGGAACGAAACUGACCACGUGCACAUCAUUUCGGAAAUUUUGAGCAACUUAGACAUUCCGGUUGGUAACAACUUGGAUAACUUGCCAGUUGAGGUUGUCUUAAAUUUGACUCAAUCAACGGUGAAUUAUUUUUUUAUUUGUUGUAACGAAGAAGGCACGUCUAAAAAAACGAAAGGUUUUAAACGCAUUAACUGCCUUUUACGCCGAUUUUGUACCCAUUCCAAGGUUGCAAGGGUUUUGGCUUUACGCGAAUUGCUGGAACGAGCCCUAUUUCGCAAAGACAAUAUUUUAUUUGGUGCUAAAAACAUCACACAUUAUGAUGAAAGCUCGGAGAAAUUGUUACUGAAACAAAACAAAAAAAUUAACAAAACAAUUCCGUUGACGAAACACUCCUCGGUGUUCAACGGUGGGAUUAUAGGGAGAGGCAAGAGAAAACUCCUCCCACCCAACGACUUGCCUCCAAAUGUCGUCGCCUCCAACACUUCGGAAUUAAUCAAUGCUAUAAAAUCUUGCUGUUCUCUUCCGGAAGACGUCGAUUCAAAAUUCUCAGACAUAUCCCUCGAGAGUGUGACUUUGGUUUCGCUUUUGUUGGUCCAGUUUGUCAGUCCUGACGUGAUGUAUAACGGCCUGCCAUGGCCCGAUGAGGAAUUUUCGAAAGUUACCAUCGAGCGAGACCUCUUUAUUAGACGCCUGUUCAGRAACGCACCGGUUUUAUGGGACUUGCUUAGCUUUGUAGCUGUGUAUAGACCGGCCCUUUGCUACUGUUCCGUCUUAAUUCGGGCCUUAACGGCCACUCUAAUCCACCAAUGGAAGAGUACAGGCGAACAGAGUAAAUCACACGUGACUGAYAAUUACAAAGCGUUAAUGAAUACGACAAUCAAAGUGAUCGAUGUGAUGGCUUUGGGACAGUUGUUACCGCCCCCUUUGUCCAGUAUUAGAGAUGUUUUGCCGAGUUUGAAGUGUUUUGAGAUUGUUGCAAUUUUGAAAGAUUGUAUUUGGUGUUAUAUGAGGGAUCACAUACCGUCACCGGCUUUGUUCGUCUGUGACCAAAACGGUAUACAUUGGAGAGACCCCACGUUGUCAAGGCCGACAGAGGUUUAUACCAACACUUUGAGGAUUAUUAUGCAGAGGAACAUCGAGGCCUUGGGGCACAUGUAUGCACAAAUGUUUAUUAAUAUACCCAAACAUGAAGGCGAAUAAAUGAAACGGUGGA